Molecule: messenger RNA, 1997 nt
Organism: Mustela lutreola (European mink)
Lineage: Eukaryota; Metazoa; Chordata; Mammalia; Carnivora; Mustelidae
Gene: MILR1
Product: mast cell immunoglobulin like receptor 1
Exons: 9
Coding region: 9-1094 (361 amino acids)
Source: RefSeq, a predicted model, not a curated record
GUUCCCAUAUGAGCAACACGUCUUCUUUGCCCUCCUUUCUGAUUUCUUCUGAGAGAAUGUGGAGACAUCUGAACAAACUGUUCUUUUGGGGCAUUUUUUCUUUGACAUUACGAAAAGCUUCCCUGGAUUGUGACACCAGAAGAACAAACAAAUUCCAUUCUCCAAGUUUGGACUCGGAAACGAAAGUGGUCACGAGGGGUCAAAAUGUAUCCCUCACCUGUUCCAACCAGAACGAGUCACUACAGAUCACCUAUUUUUUGUUUCGGCGUGAAAAACACCUGAGAACCCAUACUGGAAAAGGUGAACCCAUGAUUUUUAACCUGAGCAUCUCAGAAGCCCAUGAGCUGGGCCCUUACAAAUGCAAAGCCCAAGUUUCUAACUGUUCAAUGGUCAAAUACAGUCGUGAGUUCAACUUCACAUUUGUGGACCCAGUGAUCACACCAGUGUUGAACAUUCGUGUCGUUAACACAGAAACAGACCAACAUUUAAUACUGCGUUGUAUCUCAUUCAAUGGCUCUUUGCCCAUCAGUUAUACUUUCUUUGAGAAAGAUGUUGCCAUAUCACCACCUAUAUCCAAGCAUGUAAGAGAGCCUGCUGAAUUCAACAUAACCAAGAACAAUGCUGGAGAAAGGGAAGAAUAUAAGUGCAAAGCUAAAAACGAGUUGCCUGACCACGAAAGAUACAGUCAACCAGUCUCCAUCAAUCCUGCACCAGGUGGAGACAGCUGUCCUUUCUGCCUGCAGGUACUGCUUCCAGGGUUAUUGCUGGUGCUAAUUGUAAUCAUCUCAAUUCUGGCAUUUCGGAUACUACCAAAGUACAAAGCAAGAAAAGCUAUGAGAGAUAAGACACCUGGAGACUAUAGAAAUACGGCCACGGAAGUUGGAAUAUAUGCAAAUAUCUGUGAAAAUCAAGCAGGUAAGGAAUCUGUGCCAGGCUUGGAACCAAGGCAGUGUGUCCCCACAGCCCAAGAUGGAACCCAACACUCCCAGGAGAUAAAAUAUGCUACCCCUGUGUUCCAGAAGGGGGCACCAGGAGUUCAUGAAGCCCGUAAUGAUUGUAAAACUGGAUAUAUCUAUUCUGAACUCAUCUUCUGAAAUUUAAAGAUACAAGCUACAUCUCAGAGUAAUUUCCUUUUUAUAAAGCUGAUUUACAUGAAGAAAAUGCAAAUGUGAUCAAUACGUAAAAAUAUCUCCCUGGCGACCUAAAGUGAAUUACUGUUUUUCAUGAUUGAACACUAUUCCUUUGGCCUAUUUGGGUACGUUCAAUCUUGUCAUCAGACAAGUUUUCUCAGGUGGGAUCCUGACUGGUGACAGUUUUUUAAAAUGCUUCUGCCAUUUUUAGGCAUGGACCAAAGGUUCAGAAGAAAAAAAAACGUCUAAAGUCUAAAACAAAAAGUGGUGACCUUGAAAAUGUGUCUGAAGAAAAGAGUCCCUGUGGUUACUGUGAGGAGAAAGCAAGAUUAUUCACCAAGUACCCAUUUAUUAUCUACUGUUGUUUCAAUUUGCUCUCAGAUUCUGGAAGCCUGCAAAAAUAUUUAUAUUGAUUUUCAUGGAUGUUCUCAAUCCUCAAGAUUUAGCCAAUGUCAGAGGUGUGCCUUUAUGUGCUGCAUUUCCCAUCAGUGUUCUGUAGAGAGAAUACUGUUCUGUGGGAGAUAGGAAAAUGGAUUGCUUGGACUGUCUUAACAAAUCACCAUAAAUUGGUGGCUUAAGACAACAUAGAUCUAUUUUCUCAUAGUUCUGGAGGCCAGAAAUCCAAAAUCAAGAUGUCAGCAGAGCUGUGCUCCCUCUGAAGACUGUAGGGGAGAAUCCUUGCUUGUCUCUUUCAGUUUCUUUCCUGGUGUUCUUUGGUUUGUGGCAAGAUCUCUCUAGUUUCUGCCUCUGUCUUCAUAUGGCCUUCUCUUCCUUUGCCUUUCUCAUAUAAGGACAUUGAUCAUUGGAUUUAGGACCCCCCAGGAUGACCUCAUCUCAAGAUCCUGAAUUAUAUCUACAAAGACCCUU